Messenger RNA from Gaeumannomyces tritici R3-111a-1, 1001 nucleotides. RefSeq names its product RWD domain-containing protein. Gene Ontology annotation, biological process: cytoplasmic translation. Gene Ontology annotation, molecular function: protein binding. The coding region runs from base 132 to 824 and encodes 230 amino acids. The transcript has 2 exons. The record is from RefSeq and is a predicted model, not a curated record. NCBI's taxonomy places the organism in Eukaryota, Fungi, Ascomycota, Sordariomycetes, Magnaporthales, Magnaporthaceae.
GCGGUUCCUGGCAAUGCCCCUCACCCAAGCACUCACUAAGCCGGCAGUCGCGCGCGCAAGCAGCACGCAAAAGAACACUCGCCCUGCCACUAUUCUGUCUAGCCUCGUUCAUUGACGGACCAAAGGACAAGAUGGGGCGCGAAGAACAGGUCGAGGAGAGGGAGGUCCUCGAGUCAAUCUUCCCCGAUGAGAUCACAGACAUAUCCGAGACCGAGUUUCGCGUGUCGAUAACGCUGGACGUGCCGGGCGAGGACGACGGCGAGGCGGAGCCGCCCGUGCUGCUGCUGACGGUGCAGUACCCGGAGGAGUACCCGGACAAGCCGCCACGCCUCGACGUGGCGGCGCCGCAGAACUCGGCGUCGCAGCACCCGCUCUUCAGCGUGGCCGACGACAAGGUGCAGCUGCUGGCCGGGCUCGAGGACACGAUACAAGAGAACCUGGGCAUGGCCAUGGUGUUCACGCUCGUGUCGGCGCUCAAGGAGGCGGCCGAGCAGCUCAUCGUCGACCGCCGCGAGGUCAAUGAGCGCGCGGCCGAGGAGCGCGCCCUCGAGGCCGAGCGCGAGGAGAACAAGAAGUUCCACGGCGAGCCCGUCACGCCUGAGUCCUUUGCCCGGUGGCGCGAGGGCUUCUUCAAGGAGAUGGAGGAGGCCCGCGCCCGCGAGGAGGAGGAGCGCCUGGCCGAGCUUAAAAAGGCAAAGAUAAAAGAGCCCGUCAAGCUGACGGGAAAGCAACUAUGGCAGCAAGGCCUGGUCGGCAAGGUCGAGGAGGACGACGACGACGACGUGCCUGUCGCCGAGGUGGAGAAGCUCAAGGUCGCUGCGUAGAAGCCGUUACUGCUUUGCGAUGCCCUGCCAAGACGGUCUUCACUGUAAUAUAUUACUUGCCAUCCUGCCAUCAACAAAAAAUUCGAUGCCAUGGAUUCGGCACCAUCAUCACCCAUAUUUCCUUCGUCCUUGUUAGCUAUUGUGACAACGCAACGACAUGCCUUAUUUUUUUCCACA